AUGUCCGAAGCCGAGUUAAAGCGCCUCGCUCGUUCCGAGUACUGGGAUGAGCGUUACGCCAAGGUUGGCCCGGACGAGCAGGUUCACGAGUGGUUUCGGACUUUCAACGAUCUCGAGCCCUUUUUGGACCGGCAUCUUUUCCAGGUCCGCGCCCCAGAGACGGCGCCUACGAUCCUCCACCUGGGAUCAGGAGACAGCACAAUUCCCGAAGACCUCUCAAGAAGAGGGUACAAGGACCAAAUUUGCGUCGACUUCUCGCCUGUGGUGGUAGCGGCCAUGUCGAAGCGGCACCAGGAUGUCGAGGGCAUCACUUGGCAGCACGCCGACGUCCGCCAGAUGGAUCAGAUCCCGUCCGAGUCGGUAGACGUGGCGUUUGACAAGGGCACAUUGGAUGCGAUGAUCCACGGGAGCCCUUGGGAUCCGCCCGCGGAGGUUCGUGAUAAUACUGGUCGAUAUAUCCGAGAGGUCUUUCGCGUGCUCAAACCCGACGCGACCUUUAUUUAUGUAACAUACCGGCAGCCUCACUUUAUCAAACCUCUCCUCAACUGUGACGGGGUGAAAUGGGAUAUCAAGGUGGAUAUAUUGGGAGGUUCUGAGAGCUCUCUGGAUUAUCACGGCUUUAUUCUCAGCAAGGCUACGACAUCAGAGGUAGGCUCUGCAGAGGCCCAGACGUAG
Fonsecaea erecta is the source of this 675-nucleotide messenger RNA. RefSeq lists its product as hypothetical. Gene Ontology annotation, molecular function: S-adenosylmethionine-dependent methyltransferase activity. The coding region runs from base 1 to 675 and encodes 224 amino acids. The transcript has 3 exons. The record is from RefSeq and is a predicted model, not a curated record. NCBI's taxonomy places the organism in Eukaryota, Fungi, Ascomycota, Eurotiomycetes, Chaetothyriales, Herpotrichiellaceae.